This is a messenger RNA of Plodia interpunctella (Indianmeal moth), 1367 nucleotides long. RefSeq lists its product as uncharacterized. Bases 80 to 1267 code for a protein of 395 amino acids. Gene Ontology annotation, molecular function: protein binding. The record is from RefSeq and is a predicted model, not a curated record. The transcript has 2 exons. NCBI's taxonomy places the organism in Eukaryota, Metazoa, Arthropoda, Insecta, Lepidoptera, Pyralidae.
AGCUAUCUGACAGCUGAAUUAGAGGUUGUUUGCGCUUUUUGAUUUCGUUCGAGUGCCUAAAGAUUUAGUAAAAUCGAUAAUGGAGUCGAAAAAAGAAGAAAAUGUCGUCGCGGAUAAAACAAUAUUUGAUGCGAUUGCCCAAAAUGAUUUGGCAGAAUUCAAAAACAUCUUAGCGCAACAUAAGGGUAACGUCGAUUUCUUCGACGAAAAUGGUAUGACUGCGCUCCAGCACGCCGCUUAUAAGGGUAACAAGGAUAUGGUUCAAUUGUUACUUGAUAGGGGUGCUGAUGUCAAUUCUGGGAAGCAUGAAUACAACUACACAGCUUUACAUUUUGGAGCCCUGUCUGGGAGCUCAGAAGUUUGCAAACUGCUAUUGGAAGCCGGAGCAAAGCCCACUACAACUAAUUCAGUAGGCCGCACUGCAUCCCAAAUGGCUGCGUUUGUAGGCAACCAUCACACUGUGGUGACCAUCAAUAACUUCAUUCCUCGUAGUGAAAUUGCUUAUUAUUCUGUGCCCCAAGGUCAACAAACUGAGCCCCAUAUAUCUCCAAUUCUAGUUGACCCCCUGCACAAGUUUGUAUUAGGAGUCAACAUUCAUCCUGUGAGGCUAGCUCUCAAUCUACAAAUCACCCCUGCCCUGCUAGACAAUGCUGAUAAGGUGAGCCAAGUAUUAGAGAUGCUGUGCAAACGGGAGAUGACACGCGGCAAUGACACCAAUGAAGUGAUGGCAUUCAAAUACCACUACCUUUCCUACAUCCUUAGAGAAAUACACAAUAUUAGGGACAAACAAAAGCCAAACACUGAUAAAGAGGAAAAGAAAUAUGAUGUUGUGGAAAUAUUUUCAAAAAAACUUUUGAAACCCGGAAAGGAUGGCGUGUCCUUAGAUUUAAUGGAUUCAUUUCUGAAAGAUUGUGUGAGGGAGUUCCCUUACAGAGAAUGCACUACAUUCCAUCAGAUGGUUUCCUCUUUGACAAGUAAAGACCCCCCGCCAGCAUUGUCGGUGAUAAACUGUACUAUCAAUGGUCAGAGAGGAUUUGUUGAUGCCAUUCCAUACUGCAGCACUUGUGGGGAAGAGAAACCUGCAAAGAAAUGUUCCAAGUGCAAAUCUGUGCAGUACUGUGAUAGAGAGUGCCAGAGAUUGCACUGGUUUGUUCAUAAAAAGGCCUGUAACAGAGAAUCAAGUGCUCCUGCUCCGUCAUCCAAUGCUAAGCUCGACAUUGAUGCUGGUGAGUUGAGUGCCGAGCUCCAAAACCUUGUUACUGCAUAGAACCACGGGAAUGCUAUCAAAUACUUUAUGUAAUAAAUGUGUAGUUAAGUAAUUCCUCACUUCGUUAUUUUAUUAUGAAUUAUAUGUAUGUAUCAUUGUA